Messenger RNA from Diabrotica balteata, 2478 nucleotides. NCBI's taxonomy places the organism in Eukaryota, Metazoa, Arthropoda, Insecta, Coleoptera, Chrysomelidae. The record is from the annotation of a GenBank genome assembly.
GGGUGUGGUGUACUUGCCGUGUGUACAAGUUUUAACUAAAAACAUUUAAAAAUGUCUGCAACUCUGAAACCGUAUUUAACAGCAGUUCGCCAUACAUUAACAGCAGCAAUGUGUUUAGAUAAUUUUUCAUCUCAAGUGGUUGAACGGCACAAUAAACCAGAAGUAGAGGUUACGACUUCAAAAGAAUUAUUACUCAACCCGGUCGUUAUAUCUAGAAAUGAAAAAGAAAAAGUAUUUAUAGAAGCAUCAGUAAAUUCAAUCAGAAUUAGCAUAGCUGUAAAACAAGCAGAUGAGAUUGAAAAAAUUCUGUGUAAGAAAUUUAUGCGGUUUAUGAUGAUGAGAGCUGAAAACUUCAUUGUACUUCGAAGAAAACCAAUUGAAGGAUACGAUAUAAGCUUUCUCAUUACCAAUUUUCAUACAGAACAGAUGUACAAACAUAAGUUAGUAGAUUUUGUUAUACAUUUUAUGGAGGAAAUUGAUAAAGAAAUAUCUGAAAUGAAGUUAGCUGUCAAUGCUAGAGCUAGAAUUGUUUCUGAAGAAUUUUUAAAACGCUUUUAAAAAGUAAUGUAUGCAGUGCUAAAUAGGUGCUAGUAACAUUGGUAAUAUAUCAAGACAAUGACAUUUGAGUAAAAAGUAUGAAGAAGUACUGAUGUUAAAAUAAUGAUAACAGAUAGAGCUCCUUGUAAGAAUGUUAGUUUAAUCUUUUAGUUUCCAAAGUCUAUUGAAGGUUGGAAAAGUGAUGAUUAAAUAAAGACUAAUGGUAGGAUUUUGUAUCAUUGUAACAUGAGUGUUAUUUAAAUUGCUGUAUUAUAACAAAAUUAAAUAUAGUCCAUAGUACAUCAAAAAUAUUGUCUGGCUAUUAGAAAGAUAAUGUGAGACCUAUUUAAUAUAUCACAAUGGCUUGUUAUUAACUAUUUUUUCCUUUUAUUUAAUAUUCCAUUAUUAAUUGGUUUGUAUGUCACUCAUUAAAAAAAUAUUUGUCAUAGUAUAGUACAAUUCGUUUAGUUUUAACCUAUGUAAAACUAUGUUUUUGUAUUCAUUUAAUUUUCUCUUUCUUCAAUAUGUUUUUGUCUUAAUGAAUGCUACUGGAUUCUUCCCCAUGUACUAAUAAUACAGCAAUAUAUUUUGCUUUAAGUUGAAGUGUUACAGGGGUAUAAUAUGUCAAAUUUUCUUACUAGAUCUUGUUUGAUUGUGUUCAUUAAUUAUUAAUACAUAAAAGUCAUAAACAUUGAUUUUUUUGUAAUGUUUCUUUUCUUUGUCACAAACAAAUUUGUUUUAUCAUUUUUUAUGAUGAUUGAGAGACCAAGUCAAGAGACCAACAUAAAAACUUGAUUGGGAAUGCAACUAGACCAUUCUGAAAAUUGUAUAUCAAUAACAUAUUUUUGCUUCACUGAUUUAUUGGUUAAGAACUAUUUUGUAUCAUCUCAAAUCUGAUAUGUGUAUGAAAAGGCAUAAGAUGUGAAGGAUAUCAUUUUUAAUAUUUUUGACAUCUUUGUGUUUUAUACUGUAUUCUAUUUAAAUAUCAUUUCUUUGGUAGUUUUUAAUUGGUAACUUGAACCAGAAGCAUAGCAUAAAAUAAUAUUUUACAAUGUGUAAAUUGUAAAAUGUGUUUUACACUACUUACUUAACCUAUAUUUUGGACCUAAAUUUUAGAAAAACAAAAUAAUAAUGCCAUAGCUAAAGAGUUUAUUGAAAUAGUGCUCCUAUUUAAUUAGCAGAUUAAAAAGUAAUAUCAAUCAAAUGAAUCUGAAAUAAAGUUUGUAUCUAGUAUUUAUAAACAAGGAGUUAUUAUAAAAAUGUACCAGAAGGUUUUCAGAUAAAUAGUAAUUAGUUAUCUAAGCUCAAUUCCUAGCACAUUUUCUAAAUAUAUCUAAAACACAGCAGUUUAAAAAUUUUGAUUUUUAAAUUUGUUACCCUGAAUAUUCCCUAAAAACUAUUGAUGGAUAGAACAAGGAAUGACUAUCCUUGUUAAAAUUGAUCAUUGUUCAACUUAUACACCAAAUUUUUCAAAAGUUACUAAAAGAUGAAACAGUUGACUAAACAGUUCUUAAUCAAUAUUAUUUAUUAUGUACUCUUCAAUUUUCCUAAAUACUUAGUAUUUAUUAUGAUGGACCUAGAUAAGUAAAUACAAUAUGUACAAAAAGUGACUUGUCAUGAUUUGUCAUAAAUCAUAUACUUGGCAGUUGAUGAAACAAAUAAAUACAAUGUGCAUAAAUAACAAAUCCUUUUUAUUAAAAUUUGAAAUAUAUACUUACAUAAUUGCAACCCUGAGCUGAAUGAUUUGAGUUUUCCUUUAUAAUCAUACAUGUUUAGUGUAAUAUCUAGUCUGUGUAAAAAUGAUACAUUUGAUCUAUUGACAAAUUGGAUUAUAGGAAUUUAAUAUCAUUAUAUUUCUAUUUCUUGUCAUAUUUUUUUGUUACAUAUUGUAUUUUCUAUUUCUUGUUGUUAAUUAUUUAUAUUUUUUGUCAUGUUCUACGC